AUGGAAGAAAAGAAUCAGACUGCAGUGACAGAGUUUCUCUUCCUUGGCAUCACAGAUAACCUCCAUCAGAAGAUUGUUCUCUUCAUCAUCUUUUUCCUUGUUUAUCUUGUCACUCUUGGGGGUAACCUGGGCAUGAUCACUCUCAUAUGGGUGGACCCUAGGCUGCACACACCUAUGUACUUUUUUCUCAGCCAUCUGUCCUUUGUAGAUGUGUGCUCCUCUUCUUCCAUAGCUCCCAGGAUGCUGUGUGACAUGUUUGCAGAGAACAAAGGCAUCUCUUUUGUGGGCUGUGCCGCACAGAUGUGGUUCUUUGGUCUCUUUGUGACAACUGAUUGUUUCCUCCUGGCUGUCAUGGCAUAUGAUCGAUAUACAGCCAUCUGUAAGCCCUUGCUGUAUACACUCAUUAUGUCCCAGAGGGUCUGUGUGUGGUUUGUCAUAGGACCGUACGUCCUAGCUGCUUUAAAUAUCACAACUCAUACAACCUUGACUUUUUGCUUACCAUUCUGUGGUCCAAACACUAUCAACCAUUUCUUCUGCGAUGUUUCCCCACUGCUCUCAUUAGCAUGUGCUGACACAUGGAUUAACAAGGUAGUGCUUUUUGUCCUGGCUGGAAUGAUAGGAGUUCCUAGUGGUCUGAUCAUCCUGGUCUCCUACAUCUGCAUUCUGGUGGCCAUCUUGAAGAUCAAGACUGCUGAUGGGAGACAGAAAGCCUUCUCCACAUGUUCUUCUCACCUAGCAGCUGUUUCUAUUCUUUAUGGGACUCUUUUCUUCAUAUAUAUCCGACCCAAUGCAAGUUCUUCCCUGGAUAUCAAUAAAGUGAUAUCCCUAUUUUAUACUGUGGUGAUCCCCAUGUUGAAUCCCCUCAUCUACAGCUUGAGGAACAAAGAGGUGAAAGAUGCCUUAAGUAGAACAUUGGAGAGGAAGAACUUCCUAAUAGGUGCUUAA
Mesocricetus auratus (golden hamster) is the source of this 945-nucleotide messenger RNA. Its product is annotated as olfactory receptor 998-like. The record is from RefSeq and is a predicted model, not a curated record. Gene Ontology annotation, biological process: G protein-coupled receptor signaling pathway; sensory perception of smell. Bases 1 to 945 code for a protein of 314 amino acids. The transcript has a single exon. Gene Ontology annotation, molecular function: olfactory receptor activity; G protein-coupled receptor activity; odorant binding. Lineage: Eukaryota; Metazoa; Chordata; Mammalia; Rodentia; Cricetidae. Gene Ontology annotation, cellular component: membrane.